Molecule: messenger RNA, 240 nt
Organism: Sungouiella intermedia
Lineage: Eukaryota; Fungi; Ascomycota; Pichiomycetes; Serinales; Metschnikowiaceae
Source: the annotation of a GenBank genome assembly
AUGUUGAAACAAUUGGCCACCAAGAGAAUCGCCGGCGUUAGAGCCUUUUCCGUGUCACGUGCCGUUGCCGUUGACCAGCCAUCCAAGACCGAUGCUUUCAAGGACAGAGAGAACGCUCAGGAGAACGUUUACAUCAAGAAGCACGAGGCCGAGCAAUUGAAGCAAUUGAAGGAGAGAUUGGCCGAGCAGAAGAAGGCCGUUGACCAGCUCGAAAAGGACAUCAAGGACUUGAAGCAGUAG